AUGGGAAUUGAACCUAGUCUGGAACUGACCCCGUACCCUGGUGGUGCAAGGCUUUUAGAAAUUGUGUCUGUUGAUGAUGUCACUCCUGUUCCAGGCUCCACAGAGGCUGCUUUUCUGCCCCCGGCUCCGCCCCUUGCUACACAGGAUAUGAACCAUCUUCAUGUCACUGAAGGCUGCAGACUGGAAGGAAAUGGUGAUGCAAAACUCAUCACUGCAUACACAGGAGACUCAGUACUGCUGCCCUGCUCCUGCACUGACCUCCACAACACACCUGGGACACUGAUAUGGAGGAAAUACCCAAAUGUAGAUGAUUGGGUAGAUAUAUCUCCUAAGAGUGAGCAGUACAAAGACAGAUUUAAGCUCUUCAAUUAUCACUCUUCAGGAAAUCUCUCUCUGCUCAUAUCACACCUGACUGUAGAAGAUGGAGGAUGGUACAGGUGUCGGAUCAGCAACAAUGACUUUAAAGAUGUCUCAAUUAAAGUAAAAGAGACCAAAACAACUUCCACACAAGACAGGCGCCCUAAUGCCAUUAACAUCUUCCUCAUCAUCAUCAUCAUAAUCAUCAGCAUCAGCAUUGUUGUGAUGCUGCUGCUGAUACUUGGAGGAGUCAUAUACUGGAAACACAGAGGACAGAGACAAGAACAAACCAAGACUAGUGAUGGACAAAAAGGACAGAAUACACAGAAGACGGAGCAGGUCUUUUACACUCUAAACCCAGCUCUGAACCUAAUUAUGCAGCAUUACACAGAUGGGAUGAUGUGAUAUGCUCAACUGUAGUCCACUGUAACACUGAGAACAGGACACACUCUAGUGGCAUCAGAAGAUACUGCAGUAUAUGCCACUUUUAAAACCAACUAA
Clarias gariepinus (North African catfish) is the source of this 858-nucleotide messenger RNA. RefSeq lists its product as uncharacterized. Gene Ontology annotation, biological process: immune response; positive regulation of T cell proliferation; cell surface receptor signaling pathway. NCBI's taxonomy places the organism in Eukaryota, Metazoa, Chordata, Actinopteri, Siluriformes, Clariidae. Bases 1 to 762 code for a protein of 253 amino acids. The record is from RefSeq and is a predicted model, not a curated record. Gene Ontology annotation, cellular component: external side of plasma membrane. The transcript has 9 exons.